CAAUAGAGGAAGGAGAAAGGAAAGAGAAUGUUGUUUCAAGAUUUAAUUGAAAUACAGUAUUGACUCUUGGCUUCACCGUCCAGGAGUUAACUUUCAAGUUUUCUUGAUCCGUGAUCCCUUUCUUCAUAUUUAUCUCUCUGUUUGUCUGUUGUUUUCCCCUGUAAUGGAGAAUACAAGCAAACGAAGUACCUUUUGCCUUCAAAGCCUGUUAUUUAUCUUUCUUCCAUGCCUCUUUUUCUUAAUUCAGUACCUUGCUGUCCCUGUUACAGGAGACUCACUGGUAACCCCUUACAACCCCAUAGAAAACAUCACUAUUGACUGUGGUUCUUCCACCGAUAACCGAUCUCUCGAUAAUCGCCCUUGGAUCGGAGAUGUCAAUGGAAAAUUCACCCCCAUAGAGCAACAAAACAAUAAUAAUAAAUCAUCAGUGUCUUUAACAGCAACUCAACCACUGCCCACCUCAGUUGAUACCGUUCCGUACUACACGGCUCGGCUUUCUCACUCAGAAUUCACCUAUUCAAUUCCCCUCACCGCUGGCCAAAAGUUUAUUCGCUUGUACUUCUAUCCAACUUCAAAUCCAGGCUUUGACGACCCUUUUAAUAAAGCUUUCUUCUCUGUUAAAGCAGGUCCCUUUACCCUUCUCAGGAAUUUCAGUGCUUUACUUCAUGCUGGAGGCAAAAUUACUCUCAUCAAAGAAUUUUGUGUAAACAUUGAUAACGGCCAAAGGCUAAACUUAACCUUCACUCCAAGUCCUGAUAUCUCUGAUUCUUAUGCUUUCAUCAACGGUAUUGAAGUCGUUUCCAUGCCAACCAAUCUGUAUUACAAACAAGCAAGUGAUGCUGGGAUUUUUUUUCUAGGCCAGGGAAGCUUGUACUCCCUAGGAAACAACUCCGCCCUUGAGAUGGUGUAUCGAGUCAACGUUGGUGGGAGACAUAUCUCUCCAGGAGAUGACACUGGGAUGUUCCGUAGCUGGUUAGAGGACAAAGACUAUUUGACAAUCGCGAAACCAAGUGCUCUUCCUGUUAAUAGCAGUAUUAAUCUGACCUUCAGAAAUAUACAAUCGUUCUCUGCUCCAAGGGAGGUUUAUGUAACUGCCAGAACCAUGGGAACGAACAAGACGGAGAAUGAGAACUACAAUCUGACAUGGGAUUUUCUUGUUGAUUCUGGGUUCAAUUACUUUGUAAGGUUACAUUUUUGUGAGUUUCAGGGAGAGAUAACAAAACAAGGUGAUAGAGUCUUUGAAAUCUUCUUGGCUAAUUUAACUGCAGAAACUCAAGCUGAUGUUAUUGUCUUGAGUGGUGGAAAUGGGCUUCCAGUAUAUAGGGAUUUUGUAGUGGCAAUAGGAACGAAAGGAAAAGUAAAGCAACAAAGUCUCUCGAUUGCUUUGCAUCCUUCGCCGGGAUGGAGAACUCUUUAUUCUGAUGCAAUCUUGAAUGGGCUAGAAAUCUUCAAAUUAAGCAAUAGUUUUGAUCUUGCCGGACCUAAUCCUGAUCCAGUCCUCAUAAAUUCACCAGGAAAUUCACCACCAAGCUUAACGAAGCCCAAGAACACCAACAAUACAACAUUAGGUAUUGUGGUAGGUGUAAUAGCGGGCUUUGUUGUUUUCUCUCUUCUUUGUUUCUUCAUUUUCCGGCGAAAGAUGGGAGUCAAAGAUUCAGGUUCCAGUGAGGGAGUUUCAUGGUGGACCCAAUUUUCCUCUACAACAAAAUCCAACAAGUCAACCAAGUCUCGUGGCUCAUCUCUGCCCUCCGAUCUUUGCCGCUACUUUUCACUGGCCGAGAUCAAAGGCGCAACCAACAACUUCGACAGUGUUUUCAUUAUUGGUGUUGGAGGUUUUGGUAACGUGUACAAAGGAUUCAUUGAUGGCGGGGCUACCCAAGUUGCAAUCAAACGGUUGAAUCCUGAGUCUCAACAAGGGGCUCAUGAAUUCAAGACCGAGAUCGAGAUGCUCUCCCAGCUACGCCACCUCCAUUUGGUCUCAUUGAUUGGCUAUUGCAACGAUGGCGGUGAGAUGAUUCUUGUGUACGAUUAUAUGGCCCAUGGAACACUUCGUGAUCAUCUAUACAACACUGAAAAUCCUCCUCUUCCGUGGAAACAACGGCUAGAGAUUUGUAUUGGUGCCGCGCGCGGAUUGCAUUAUCUUCAUUCAGGUGCAAAAUACACAAUCAUUCAUCGAGAUGUGAAGACAACAAAUAUCUUGUUGGAUGAGAAGUGGGUUGCUAAGGUUUCGGAUUUUGGGUUGUCUAGAGUGGGCCCCACGAACAUGUCCAAAGCCCAUGUUAGCACGGUAGUGAAAGGCAGCUUCGGAUACUUGGAUCCAGAGUACUAUCGUCGUCAACAAUUGACAGAAAAAUCUGAUGUAUAUUCAUUCGGUGUGGUCCUCUGUGAAAUAUUAUGUGCUAGGCCACCAAUUAGUCGCACGGUCGAGAUGGAACAGGCAAGCUUAGCAGCAUGGGCACAACAAUGCCAUCGAAACGGAACUCUGUACAAAAUCAUUGAUCCAUUUUUGAGAGGUAAGAUUGCGCCUGAGUGUUUGAAAAAAUUCACAGUAGUGGCUAUGAGUUGUUUGCUUGAUGAAGGAAUCGAAAGGCCAUCGAUGGCCGAUAUUAUGUGGAGCCUGGAGUUCGCACUACAAUUGCAAGAAAAUGGUGAGGAGGAGCUUAAGCCUAAUGGUGGGGCGGGCAUUGAAGAAGACAUCGAUGUGGAGAGCCCCUUUAAAAACUAUGGAUUGGAAGAUGACAGUGGGGAAGUGUUCAGUAGCAUUGGUGAUCAUGUCAUGAAUUCCAAGACCACUAGUGCUUUCAGCAUAACAACAAGUGAUGAACAAAGUUUUGUUAGCAAAGAUUCUGACAGACUCUUGUCUAAGGCAGUGUUUUCCGAGAUUAGAAAUCCGCAAGGACGAUGAUCAAAACUUGAUGCAUGCUUGCAUAUAGAACGGUAUCUUGGAGUGUCCUGCUUCAUUUGAGAUAGAUCUAUUAGUACUUUUAUUCUAAUUGAAGAAAAAUUUGUAUGCAUUGUAGCAUCAUUAAUAUUAGAUUUCAAGGUAGGUUGACGUACCUCAUCUAUAUUUAAUAUUUUAUGAGCUGGUUGCAUAAUUUAAGAAUGCUUUCAAUAAUUGUUGCAAGCGAUAGAUCCAGAAUUUAUAUUACGAGGGUAAAUUGUUAAAUAAUAUUUAUUUACAAGAAUUAUUGUAAUUUUAAAUAUAUUUAUA
This is a messenger RNA of Durio zibethinus, 3211 nucleotides long. The record is from RefSeq and is a predicted model, not a curated record. Lineage: Eukaryota; Viridiplantae; Streptophyta; Magnoliopsida; Malvales; Malvaceae.